Messenger RNA from Knipowitschia caucasica, 1248 nucleotides. The record is from the annotation of a GenBank genome assembly. NCBI's taxonomy places the organism in Eukaryota, Metazoa, Chordata, Actinopteri, Gobiiformes, Gobiidae.
AUGUUCGAAAACUUGUUUGAGCAACUGGACAAAGAGCACAUGCCGGUGAAUGUGAGGGCUCCGGUCGAGGAGAGAGGACCACACGCUUCUGUGAUUAAGGGGCUGGCACCGGGGAUGCGACCCCGGCUGCUGAGUUGGGCCGGAGACUUCUUCUUUAACAGAGACGUCACAGAGCAGCCUCAUGGGGGGCCAAGAAGCAUUCAGGAUCAUGUGACGGAAACAAAGAGGGCUGCCUCUGAGAUGCCGAAGAGACGAGAUAUUGUGGCCGUUGUGUUGAUUGUGUUGCCGUGGACACUGCUCAUCACAGUUUGGCACCAGAACGCCGUCACUCCACUGCUCUCAACUCGCAAGAAUAACAGACUCAGUGGCCGCUCCAGGAACAGCUUCAUCUAUAAGGAGUGCUCCUCUCACGGCCGGGGCAUCGUGGAGGUGGUGCGUACUGAGUAUGUGUACUCUCGCCCCCCUCCCUGGUCUGAUGGCCUCCCCACACUCCACGUGGUCACCCCCACCUACAGCCGCCCUGUGCAGAAGGCUGAGCUGACCCGCCUGGCCAACACUCUGCUGCACGUCCCCAACCUGCACUGGAUCCUGGUGGAGGACACCCCAAAGAGAAGCAAACUGGUCAGCCACUUUCUGCAGGAAACAGGUCUGAACUACACACAUCUGAAUGUGGAGACGCCUCGAAACUACAAGGUUCGAGGCGAAACAAGGGACCCACGCAUUCCCCGUGGAACCAUCCAGAGGAACCUGGCCCUGCGGUGGCUCCGUGACACUUUAAACAGCAGCAGCAGCAGCAGCAGCCAGCUAGGGGUAGUCUACUUUGCAGAUGACGACAACACGUACAGCCUGGAGCUCUUUGAAGAGAUGCGCUCCACUCAGAAGGUGUCGGUCUGGCCUGUCGCCUUUGUGGGGGGUCUUCGUUACGAGUCACCAAAAGUGAACAAUCUGGGAAAAGUGUUUGGCUGGAAGACUGUGUUUGACCCUCACCGACCCUUUGCCAUCGACAUGGCAGGUUUCGCAAUAAACCUGCGGCUCAUUUUGUCCAAACCUCAGGCCUAUUUCAAACUGCGAGGAGUGAAGGGAGGAUAUCAGGAGAGCAGCUUAUUAAAGGAGCUGGUUACUUUGGGCGACUUAGAGCCUAAAGCUGCCAACUGCACUAAGAUAUUAGUAUGGCACACUCGGACAGAGAGGCCAGUGCUGGUGAACGAGGGCAAGAAAGGAUUUACUGAUGUGAACGUGGAGAUAUGA